AUGUUGCCAGUUACAUUUUUGACUCCUCCAAUUGAAUCUCUUUCACCCUCCCAAGAGGCUGCGCUCCGUAGUAAUAUUGUUCAUAUUUGUGGCCUGUUGUCGUCCCACUGCAAAUUCCGUGAUACACCCAGUGAAUGCCAUAAUCUUGGAAGAUUGUACCUUAAAGAGCUCCAACAUGAUGGAUCAUGGACCGACUUUCCCGUGGCUAUCGAAGUUUUAAAUGAGUUUUUGCUUUCAUGGCCUGAUGGAGAACAGAUCCUUGACCAAGUCUUAUUUGAUUCACAGGGUGUACAUUUUGGCUGCAUUCUUGCUUAUCUAAGCAGUACAUGA
Messenger RNA from Melampsora larici-populina 98AG31, 330 nucleotides. RefSeq lists its product as uncharacterized. The coding region runs from base 1 to 330 and encodes 109 amino acids. The transcript has 4 exons. NCBI's taxonomy places the organism in Eukaryota, Fungi, Basidiomycota, Pucciniomycetes, Pucciniales, Melampsoraceae. The record is from RefSeq and is a predicted model, not a curated record.